CUUUUUUUUUUUCUCCUCCUUCCCUUUAAUAAUCUGUUAAUUGAUUUUUCCCAUCAUCAAAAAUCACCCGAGAAAAUUCGAAAGCCAAAUCUUUUGCAUCUCCACUCUUGUAGGCAAACGAUAUCUUCUGCUCCAAAUCCACUGGGAUCAGAACAUAGUUGGAACUCUCUCUCUGCACUUUGCUCAAUCCACGGAGCAAAAAUGGAUACGAAUCUGGUGGAAAUGUUUAGGGCCGGUUUGAACUGGGUGACAAUGGCUCUGGAUGCUCCUUCAGCUAGAGUUGUCUUGUUCGGUGUCCGAAUCCAAUGGCACAUCUUUGUGGAAGUUUUGUUGGGUUUUGUCAUUGUCAUCCUCCUCUCUCAAAAGAGUUACAAACCUCCCAAGAGACCGUUAACUGAGCAGGAAAUAGAUGAGCUGUGUGAUGAAUGGGUUCCUGAGCCUCUUAUACCUCCAAUUACAGAAGACAUGAUGCAUGAGCCACCAGUUCUUGAAAGUGCUGCUGGACCGCAUACAACGGUUAAUGGAAAAGACGUGGUGAAUUUUGCGUCUGCUAAUUAUCUUGGACUCAUUGGGCACGAGAAGUUGCUGGAAUCAUGCACUUCUGCGUUGGAGAAAUAUGGAGUUGGUUCUUGUGGUCCUCGUGGAUUCUAUGGUACUAUUGAUGUUCAUCUUGAUUGCGAAACCAGAAUAUCGAAAUUUUUGAGUACUCCUGAUACAAUCCUCUACUCUUAUGGACUUUCCACGAUGUUCAGCACCAUUCCUUGUUUCUGUAAAAAAGGCGAUAUCAUUGUUGCCGACGAGGGUGUUCACUGGGGGAUACAAAAUGGACUCCAGCUUUCAAGAAGUACAAUCGUGUACUUCAAGCACAACGACAUGGACUCUCUCCGUACUACUCUCGAGAAAAUCAUGACAAAGAACAAGCGCUCAAAGAACUUGAGGCGUUACAUUGUAGCUGAAGCUGUAUAUCAGAACUCUGGUCAAAUCGCACCGCUCGAUGAGAUAGUGAAACUGAAAGAGAAGUAUAAAUUUCGUGUUAUAUUGGACGAAAGCAACUCUUUCGGCGUGCUUGGCCGUUCCGGGAGAGGUCUUGCAGAGCAUCACGGUGUCCCUAUUGAGAAGAUAGAUGUUGUGACUGCUGCAAUGGGCCACGCACUAGCCACAGAGGGUGGAUUCUGCACCGGGAACGCCCGCAUCAUCGAUUACCAGAGACUCAGCAGUUCAGGAUAUGUGUUCUCUGCCUCUUUGCCACCGUACCUUGCGAGCGCUGCUAUCACCGCCAUCGAUGUCAUUGAUCAAAACCCUGAGUUGUUAGUCAAGAUGAAGCAGAACAUUGCUCUGUUAUGGAAAGGUUUGGAAGACAUCAAGGGGAUGUCGCUAGCAAGCGACCCUGAGUCGCCUAUCGUUUUCUUGAAGUUAGAGAAAUCGAGUGGUUCGACUAAAGAGGACUUGCUUCUACUCGAGAAAAUGGCUGAUCGUGCGCUGAAGGAAGACUCGUUGUUGGUUGUGAGCUCUAAGAAGUCGUUUCUUGAUAAGUGCCGGUUGCCUGUGGGGAUCAAACUCUUGGUCUCAGCGGGACAUUCAGAGUCUGAUCUUGUUAAAGUAUCCGAGUCGCUGAAGAGACUCGCUUCAGAGCUUCUACUCUAAGUCCUGAAACACCAAAACUCAUCCAGAGAGAGAGAAGAGAUGUUUUUUUCUCCAAGAACAGCAGAGUUCAACACUUGCAUUUGAGAUUAUAGACAAGACAAAUUCGCAGACUCAAAAGCUUGUAGAUGUUUAUAGGCUGAAGAAGAAGAGUUCUUGAAGAACAAUGGCUUCUUGUUCUUUACAUUUUUUUAUGAAAAAUUUCCAAAUGUUUUUGUUUAUCAUUUGAGCUUUUUUUAAGAUUUGAGUAUCAGAGGCUAUGUCUCAAUCAA
Brassica oleracea var. oleracea is the source of this 1913-nucleotide messenger RNA. Its product is annotated as long chain base biosynthesis protein 1. Gene Ontology annotation, molecular function: pyridoxal phosphate binding; serine C-palmitoyltransferase activity. The record is from RefSeq and is a predicted model, not a curated record. Bases 202 to 1644 code for a protein of 480 amino acids. The transcript is spliced from 11 exons. Gene Ontology annotation, biological process: sphingosine biosynthetic process; ceramide biosynthetic process. Lineage: Eukaryota; Viridiplantae; Streptophyta; Magnoliopsida; Brassicales; Brassicaceae. Gene Ontology annotation, cellular component: endoplasmic reticulum.